Molecule: messenger RNA, 2742 nt
Organism: Peronospora belbahrii
Lineage: Eukaryota; Oomycota; Peronosporomycetes; Peronosporales; Peronosporaceae
Source: the annotation of a GenBank genome assembly
AUGACACUUGAUGGUCCAGACAAUAAUGCACUUGCAAGCGUCAACUUUACGUGCCGCUACCGUGUCUCCCCCAAGCUUUUGCGCUCUCGUCCUUGUGGUUCUGGACAUUAUGUAUUGUGUCGCAUUGGCUACAAUCAUUUCGCUAUCUGUCGUCUUGCGCUAAUUACACGAGAUGGUUUGGUUCAUCAUGAACAUGCUCCAAUAGAUACGACUGUCACACUAUCACGUGAUUCACGGUCGUUCCAUGAAUUGGAGCCGUGUCUACUUAUCCAAAGCAACAAAUGUAUUGCUCAUAGUGAUGUAUGUCAGGAUGAUGAAGUAUUGUGGAUCUCCCGAGGGGCUGUGCGCGUUGCUGUGGCGGUGACACUGGAACUGGUGCCUUUAUCGAAUUCGCAGCUACAAGAUCAAGCAUUGCAAGACGCUGAUACUCGCUCUUUGCUUCAACAGACACUGCAGCACAAUUUUGUUAUUUGUACAGGAGCAAGAGUAAAGCUUCCAAUGCUUGAUAGUCUCGUGGCUAAAAGUAGAGGCAAGAAUAAUGAAGCUCAGAAGCUGUCCAUGACGUUCCGUGUCGUGUCAACGUACCCUUCACAAGUCUUUGUACGAGUGACACCGAGCACACGUGUAACAUUGACGGGUCCUAGUGGAUACGAUCAACUCAAACAAGAAAACAAAGCGAGUAGUGACUUGACUCGGACAAUGUCAGGUUCCCAACAGCGCAAAGGAGUGGAGAUGGGAGGCAUGGAAAAAGAGCGAGCUGCUCUUCGUAAGCUCAUUAUGCUGCCAAUCGCACAUCCACGACUGCGCGUGGAUAUGGGUGUGGAGCUGCCAAAGGGCUUGCUACUCUGUGGUCCACCAGGUGUAGGCAAGACGCUGCUUGUGCGUUCGGUAGUACAUGAGUGUCAUCAGGUAAAGGAUAAGUCUGGCGCGAUGUUAGAUCUGAAUUUGCAAGUCAUUAAUGGACCUGAAAUUAUGACCAGUGGACGCGGAGAUGCUGAGCAAGCUCUUCGUGGAACGUUUGAAAUGGCAGUGGCCCAUGCUCGCAGUGCUCAACACGCUGCCAGCGUCAUCUUUAUUGACGAACUGGAUGCACUCUGUCCAAAACGCGAAGCUGCUGGAGGAGGUGCUUCGUCAGCACAUAGCCGCAUCGUCGCUCAGUUGCUAACGUUAUUGGACGGUGUCGAGUGUGGCAUUUCGCAUGAGAACGUAGUGGUUGUCGCCGCUACAAACCUACCAAAUUCGAUUGAUCCAGCAUUGCGUCGUCCAGGAAGAUUUGACCGUGAAAUUUUUCUGUCCCCGCCAAACAGAGCGUUGCGCAAAAAGAUUUUUAGGGUGCAUCUUUUGCAAACACCCUACGCUCUCAGCAGUGGAUCGUCUGAAAACGCGGAGCAGCUACGUGACGCCUUUCUUACUACAUUAGCCUCAAAAGCCAUAGGCUAUGUUGGUGCUGAUAUUGCUGCUUUGUGUCGCGAAGCUGCUAUGAUAGCAUCCGCACGGGAGCUUGUAGCACUAUCUCGAAACCGCGAACUUGAGCAAUGGUGGGCAGACUGGAAGCGAAGAGUAGAGUCUCUCAGUAUCCAGAAGUUGUCGACAACACUCGGCUCCAUAGUCGCCGGUCGAGCUUGGCAUGCGAACCCCGCUGCAAUCAUUCCGCUCUGGUUUUUUGCUAAACAAGCCGCAAACAACGACGCUACCAACUCAGAAGGCGAUCCACAACGGCUACCAGAGCUUGAGUAUUUCAGCUUUCUACUAAGUAGCAAUGGGAAACAAUCAUGUGCUCCCUCGUGUCGAUAUGAAAACGAGGCAACAAGAGCGCAAACCUUUGAAGUGACCAUGGAAGACUUUGACCAAGCUAUGCAGACGGUCGGGCCAUCAGCUCUUCGAGGCGUCAGUGGAUACAUGAAAGACUUUGAACGACAAGGCUGGGAGAGUAUCGGUGGUCAAGCAAAUACGAAGCUGGCGAUGCAGCAGGCACUUGAAUGGCCCGUCAAGUUUCCGCAGACUUUUGCCCGUCUUGGAGUCAAACCUCCACGCGGCAUAUUACUGUAUGGUCCACCAGGAUGCAGCAAAAGCUCAAUUGUGCGGGCAGCAGCCCAUACGAGCGGAGCCACCUUUCUUUCGCUAUCGGCGGCACAGGUCUUUACGCCGUUUUUUGGUGACGCUGAGGCCGCUGUGCGCCAGGUCUUUCGAGAUGCACGUGCAGCACUUCCUGCAAUCGUCUUUUUUGACGAAAUUGAUGUAAUCGUUGCCAAGCGCGAAUUCGAUGGCUCUGGGGACGGAGAGGGUGGAACCUCCACUGCAAUGCGCGUGCUCUCCACGAUGCUCAAUGAAAUGGAUGGUGUUGAAUCAGCGGAAGGGCUCUUAGUCAUUGGUGCAACUAAUCGGCCAGCUUGUAUUGAUGCGGCUCUCAUGCGGCCUGGACGAUUUGAUCGCAUGCAAUUUGUAGACCUACCGACCGAGCGCGACCGCGUUGAUGUUUUACAAAUUCACUCGCAUCCAAUGCAGCUGCAUGAUGAUGUUGACCUGUUUGAUUUAGCAAAGCGCACGCCAUAUUUUAGUGGAGCCGAACUUGAGAAUCUCUGUCGUGAGGCAGCGCUGCUUGCUCUUCGCGAAUCCUUGGAUGCCGAAAAUGUUCGCAUGGAUCAUUUCAAUCAAGCUCUCCGUUGUAUCACCCCCGUGUCAUCAGAAGAAUCAAUGCGUGACUAUAUCAAAUUUGCUGAAGCAAUGGGUCACAUAUCAUAG